Molecule: messenger RNA, 3437 nt
Organism: Dendronephthya gigantea
Lineage: Eukaryota; Metazoa; Cnidaria; Anthozoa; Malacalcyonacea; Nephtheidae
Exons: 5
Coding region: 322-2916 (864 amino acids)
Molecular function (GO): ADP binding; protein binding
Source: RefSeq, a predicted model, not a curated record
UCAAUUAAGUGUGUGUCUGUUCGAGUGUUCGUUUAUAAUUCCUAGUAUUAUGUUGGCUUUUACGUAACUACUUUAAUUGCUUUUUUCACGGAAUCACUUCAUCGGAAAGCUAAAGGACAAAGCCGGUACAUAGUCGGUACGAUUGCAGAUAAUCAAGAUCAAAAAUCGGCCAUGUUAUCGAAAAUUCGAUAAGAAUAUUGGAAGAUGGAUGUGCACACACAGAACAAGAGGAGAUUGCAUUCCUCCUGAGUGUUUGAACUUCUUAAAGACGAAGAUGUUAAACGUUUGAUAGCUAUAUAAGUGAACGUUUUCAAAAGUACUAUGGCAGAUUCAAACGUGUACAACGUGAAUGCAGAUAGUUCCAUCGUGAUUAUGGGCGAAGGACAUAUGAUCAACAUUGGGCAACAAAAAGAAAACAUUGAUGACAAGAAAGAAGCUCCGAAUAUAUUACAAACCGUGUCAAAACUUCCAGCAAAGCCUUUCCACAAGUGUUCGACGCGAGUUCGCGAUGUCGAUAAAAUGAAGUCCAUUUUCAAAGGCAUGGAAGAUGAACAACAGGCGCAUUUGACAGCUAUUUAUAUCACAGGGCCCCCCGGUUCUGGGAAGACGCAACUAGCACGUCAAUUCGGGGAACAAUUUCAAGGAGACGUAACAAAUAAUGGUACAGAGCGUCCAGUUGUGAUGACAUUAAUUGUCGAGUCAAUGAAAACAUUGUUUAAAUCGAUAAAAGAGUUGUUAGAUCAUCUUCAUUUGGCAAAAUCAGACACUGUAACUGAAACUGAGGAAGAUGGCGAGAUCAAGGUCGUGCAGCUGUAUAUGGAAGAAUUACGAAAGGUGCUGAGGGGAUACCCAGGAAAGUGGCUUCUCAUUUUGGAUAAUAUGUUUGGAAAUAAGGAUUUCCACGAAAUAUUACCACAACCAGGUUGUGAAAACUGGGGCAAUGGGAAAAUGAUCGUAACGACUCAAAAUAGUGACCUUGCUCCUGUAUGUCACCAAUACGCUAAAGAUCUCUCCUUGAAGUGUGGAUUGGACGAGAACGAUGCAGUCAACUUACUCCAGGAAAUAAGUGGAGUUAAAGUGGAUGAAUUUGCUGUAAAUUUGGUCAAAGAAUUAGAGUUUCUCCCUCUAUCUCUUGCCUGCGCAGCGACCUAUGUCAGUGAAAUGAAGAAGGAUCGUCCUUCUAAAAAAUUCUCCUGGGAGCAAUAUCUUAAUCUCUAUCGUGAGCACAGAGGUAUGAUGAGAUCUCGGACAUUUGAGACAUAUAACGUAUAUCGCGAUUCAAUGGUUGUAGCUGCACGACUAGCCACAAGCCGCCUAGCUGAAUAUAGCGACGUUCUUCGUAAUGCUUUUGACUUUUUAUCAUAUUGCACUACAAGCCCAGUACCUUUAAUCUUCGUUUCAAGCUAUGUUCAAGAAUCAAUUCCAUCUGGUAGAAUAAGUGAUGAAAUCUUAGCUGAAAUUUCUCGUUGCUCCUUACUGUCGCUGCCAGAUGAUUCAUCCUCUUUUUCAACAGUGGAAACUGUUAAAUUCCACCAGGUAAUGGGAAAAGCUUUUGAAUACGCGAGGGAGGAACGAGCUUCUUCGCAGAACUUGGACGCUGAACAGAGAAGAAUGGAAUAUGUGUCUCUGUUACAUUCCUUACAAGAGAGUUUGGAAAAGGUUAUUCCAGGUAACGAUCGCGAUAGUGUCGCACUGAAGAUGUUAGCUAGUCCUCAUCUGAAGGUGGUUAUAGAUUAUGGUAAAGCCAAAAACUGGACUGACUGUUCCGAAUUUGUUGAUAUUGUCACCAUUCUUGCAAAUUGUCUUUACAACGUUCCUGGUGUCACGGAGUCUGAACGCAUCUCGUAUUGCGAACUUGCCAAUGAAAUUGCUCUACGUCUCUCGAAACCCAUGAAAAGCAUCCGGUACUGCCAUCUACUGAAAUCGCUUGGUUUCUACUACCGAGAAGCAAAUUACCUCGAUAAAGCUGUGGUUAUUCUUAAAGAAGGUCUUCGCUUGACUGAAAAUAAAGAAAGCAACGAAUGGGUGGUUUUGAAAUCCGCUCUGCUCAGCGUUCUAUCGUGGACGUUUAAAAUGCAGACGAAAUUCGAUCAGGCAGAGGAGGCGAUGAAGAAGUCGAUCGAUCUGGCAAAAAAAUCGUUCGGGGCGAAUCAUCAAGUGAUUGUAGAAAGGCUUUGCGAUUUUGCAAUCAUAUAUCGCGAAAAGGUAGAUAUCGCGAAAGCUAAAGAAAUGGCAGACCAAGCACGUCAAAUGGCUAAGAUCACCACAGGCAAUUUGCAUCUAACGAGAGCACAGGCAGCCAAUUAUUCUGCAAAAAUUUACUUACGUUAUGCGGAAAUGAUUGACAGCCUUGAGCAGAAGAAAAGCCUGCUGUAUGAUUCACUAAAACUACACGCGGAUGCAUUGGCCAUAUACGAAAAUGUUUUAGGAGAGGAUCAUAUUUUUGUGGCAGGAGUAUGUAUGACGUAUGGUACUGUGUACAAGGAGCUGAAUGAUUAUACGCAUGCGCUUGAAUUUGUCAAACGAGCGGAGGAAAUCUAUCGGGAUGUUGAACAUGUUCAAUUGAGUUCUGCUCUUCGCUAUAAGACCGAGGUAUUACUGGCUCUUGGUGAAGCUAACGAGGCCGAAAAAGCUAUUAAGAAAAGCAUCGAGAUAGAAAACUGUGGCCGUGCUAGAUUUCUGUUAGCCGAUGUCUAUUUGCAUCAAGAAAAAUACCAGGAAGCCAGAGAUGUUAUCCAAGAAGUUCUCACUCGAUGGAAGUCAGGCAUUCUUCCUCCAACCCAUUUUUGGGUAAAGCAUGCUGAGAAGAUAAAACAAGAAUGCGACAGAGAAAUUAGAUUCAAAAUAUUCCUUAGAUUUCUUCCGGUGGUUGUUUUAAUCGUUGCAAUCUUUCUUGCUGUUUGGUACAGCUGGUAAUCCCAAACUACAUGCAGUAAUCCACCAAUGUAAACAAUGUACAGUUAUACUGUCAAUAUUGACCUAUACGUCGUUGUGAUGAUAAAUUAAUACAAUUUAUGUUGCUAUGAUGUUCACCUGGAGAUUAUAGUUAUGAUUUAUUUCUGUAUAUUUAAGAACGUGUGUAGACAAUAAUUUAUUAUAAAUAGUACUUAUUGUAGACAGUAUUUUGGCCUACCCUUUUAACAUUUAGUUUUUCUUUCUCAGUAAUAAAUUCAGCUUUCCUGCAUGUGGUGUCUGACUUCAGUUUGUACAUGAAGAUGGAUUAUGAAAAUUAUAAAACGACCAGUCUCUAGUUUGUGCACACAUGAAAAUACGUAAGAUAGGAGCAGUAGUAGUUUGUGCCACUGCAAAAGACGAAAGUGGGUCCUUCUCGAUUUGAGCAAACUCGCCUAAUCACAAAGCGUUCGACGCACAAAGACCUCCUCUGCCGGAGACAAAGAACUCGGCGAGAAAAAGCAAGGGAGUAAUUGCAAUCCUCA